AUGGGCGCAACUACUCCCGACGAAAAGUCCGGCAACGACCACAUUGAGGCUGUCGGCGAGCUCUCCCACCACCCUGUGGGCCAGACGUCUGCCGACCGCGCCGAUGCCAUCGAGGCAGAGGACAGCGAGCACCAGAUGACUACACGCGAAGCGUUCCGCUUCUACUGGAAGGCGGUCCUUUGGUCCAUGCUCGCGUCGACCGUCCUCGUCAUGGAGGGCUUUGACGGCAUCGGCGGCAACUUUCAAGUUCUGCAGCCAUGGCUCCAGCGCUACGGUGUGUGGAGCGCCGAAAAAGGCAUGUACAUUAUCGAAGCAAAGUGGCAGAUGGGUUUGUCCGAAGCAACGUCCGUCGGAUGUCUCUUUGGCGUCCUCAUCGGCGCCUGGCAGGUCGACCGCUUCGGCUACCGCUGGUCCAUGAUCGCAAACAUGACCGUCCUCUCGGGCUUCCUCGGCCUCCAGAUCUUUGCGCCCAACGUAGAGGUCCUCCUCGUCGCAAACAUGCUCACAGGCUUCGUCUACGGCGCCAUGAUGUGUCUCACAACAGCCUUCGCCUCCGAGCUCUGUCCCAUCCAACUUCGCGGCUAUCUCACAUCAUAUUGUAAUAUGCUUGCAUCUAUCGUAAUCAACGCGUACACAAACUACCACCAAGACACGAGAACCGGUUACAUUGUCACUUGGUCGCUUCAGUGGAUUUGGCCCGCGCCGAUCGCCGUAGGCAUGUUCUUCUGCCCUGAAUCGCCCUGGUGGCUCGUCCGUAAGGGCCGCCUCGACGACGCAGAGGCUUCGCUGCGCCGCCUGCAGUCGCACGACAACCACGGCCUCGCCCGCAAGACGGUCAUGAUGAUUGUCCGAACCAACGAACUUGAAAAAGAACUCUCCGGCGGUGCCACUUUCCUCGACUGCUUCAAGGGCACCGACUUCCGCCGUACCGAGAUUGCAUGCUGCGCCUACGCGUGCCAGAUGACCUGCGGUGUCGUGCUCUCAUGGACUACUGUCUAUUGGUUUGUGCAGGCCGGCCUCAGCAACUCGGAUUCGUUCCGCCUCGGUCUCGGACAGUCUGCGAUCGCGCUGGCAGGUACCCUCGUCGCCUGGCUUCUCAUCCGCCACAUUGGUCGUCGAACCAUCUACCUCUGGGGUAUGGGCGGCAUGGCGGCACUCAUGAUUGCCAUCGGCGUCUGCGGUUGUUACAGGGACGACGGCAAGAACAAGGUCACCCUUUGGGUCCAAGCUGCCCUCAUGCUCACCUGGGUCCUCACGUACGAUCUCAGUGUUGGUCCCGUCGCGUUCACGAUCAUUGGCGAGGUGUCGUCGUCGCGUCUCCGUAACAAGACCAUCUCGCUCGCGCGCUUCACCUACAACUUUAUCUCCCUCAUCUCGGGUCUCAUGAACCCGUACAUGAUCAACUCGACUGCCUGGAACUGGGGCGCCAAGGCCGGAUUCUACUGGGCCGGCUGGAGCGUUCUCUCGUUUGUGUGGAUCUACUUCCGCCUGCCAGAGACAGGCAAGCGCAGUUACCGUGAACUCGACAUUCUCUUCGAGCGCCGUAUCCCCGCCCGCCAGUUCAAGUCGACCGUCGUCGAGCAAGAUGCCGACGACGAGAUCCUCCAGGCCAAGCAAAUGAAGUAA
Molecule: messenger RNA, 1626 nt
Organism: Apiotrichum porosum
Lineage: Eukaryota; Fungi; Basidiomycota; Tremellomycetes; Trichosporonales; Trichosporonaceae
Exons: 6
Coding region: 1-1626 (541 amino acids)
Biological process (GO): carbohydrate transport; transmembrane transport
Cellular component (GO): membrane
Molecular function (GO): carbohydrate:proton symporter activity
Source: RefSeq, a predicted model, not a curated record